AUGGGGAGUGCUACGCCCAGAACGAGCGCUAUGGAAAUGUUGGGUCGGGGGUCACCCCAGGUACAGUGGAAGGUCACCGAAGGCACAGAAGAUGGAUGGGGAGAUGACUGGGGCAAUGACAGUGACGAUGCGGAUGCUAAUACAUUGAAUGAAUAUGGGUUAGAAUCUCAAAGAAGUACCAGCAGUUCUUCCAGUCUUGGCGGUAAUCGAGCUGGGGGUGGGUAUGCUCUGGACGAGAUCACACCAG
Messenger RNA from Sphaeroforma arctica JP610, 247 nucleotides. RefSeq lists its product as hypothetical. The record is from RefSeq and is a predicted model, not a curated record. Lineage: Eukaryota; Ichthyosporea; Ichthyophonida. The transcript has a single exon. The annotation marks the transcript as partial.